Messenger RNA from Capsaspora owczarzaki ATCC 30864, 1912 nucleotides. RefSeq names its product nuclear protein localization protein. Gene Ontology annotation, biological process: ubiquitin-dependent protein catabolic process. The transcript is spliced from 9 exons. Gene Ontology annotation, cellular component: nucleus. The coding region runs from base 30 to 1853 and encodes 607 amino acids. Lineage: Eukaryota; Filasterea; Ministeriida; Capsasporidae. Gene Ontology annotation, molecular function: ubiquitin binding; ubiquitin protein ligase binding. The record is from RefSeq and is a predicted model, not a curated record.
UUCAGUCUUCAUACAUUUACUUUGACACAAUGCUCGUGCGUGUGCGCUCCAAGACGGGCACUGCGCGCGUCGAGCUCGCUGAUGACGUGACUGGCCAGCAGCUCAUUCUCGAGAUUCAACGUCAGCUCAACCUGCCGGCAGACGGAUCGUGGACGGUCUCCAAGCAACCGACAGGGCAGCUGGCCAUCACUGCACGAACGCGGCAGCCAGACAUCAAACAUGGCGACAUGUUGUAUGUGUCGUAUCUUGGUGCAGGUGCGAACGUCGUCAGCGGCGGCGCUGUGCCCAUGGACCUGUCCGACACUCCGUCGACAACAUCGCUCGCAUCGUCGGCCCCCGAGCCAAUCAAGGUGGUCGAGGAUGCUGUGGAUGUAUACCUGAGCAAGCAAGACGGCAAGAUCCAACGGAAACGCGAGGCGCCCUUCUGCAAGCAUGGCGCAAAUGGCAUGUGUGACAAUUGCUGCCCUGUCGAGCCCUACGACGCCAAAUACUUGGAAGCAAACGGCAUCAAGCACUUGUCGUUCCACGCCUAUCUCCGAAAGCUGCGGUCGGGUGCGGACGGCGGCAAGUUCACCCCGCUCUCCGUGCCUCAGAUGACCAUUCGCCCAGGAUGCACCGCUCACGCACCAUGGCCGGCCGGCAUUUGCACAAAGUGCCAGCCGUCGGCCGUGACGUUGGCGCGCCAGGCAUACCGACACGUGGAUUACGUCGAGUUUGAGCAGGCGUCGAUUCUCAACCAGUUUAUUGACUUUUGGCGACAGUCGGGUGGUGUUCAACGACUCGGCUAUCUCAUCGGGCGAUAUGAGCCUUACCCAGAGGUGCCUCUGGGCAUCAAGGCCGUGGUAGCGGCCAUCUACGAACCUCCACAAACCGGUGCUGUGGACUCGCUCGAGCUCCUGGACGACCCGAACGAAGAGGCUGUUUUGGGCGUCGCCAGCGCGCUCGGCUUGCAGCGAGUGGGCUGGAUCUUCACCGACCUCGAGGAUGACGGCACACGGACUGGCAUGGUGCAGUGCAAGCGACACAAGGACACCUUCUUUUUGUCUGCCAGCGAAAUCAUGAUGGCCGCUGAUCUGCAGGCCCGGCACCCCAACCCUACCACCGCAGCGUCGACGGGCGAGUUUGGCUCCAAGUUUGUGACGGUCGUCAUCUCUGGCAACGCCAGCCGCGAAGUCAGCCUGGAGGCCUACCAAGUGUCCAACCAGUGCGCAACGCUGGUGCAGAACGAGUUUGUCGUUCCCUCCACCCGCGACCCUUCCGCCAUGACGGUGCGCGAGACCACCGACGCCCAGUACAUUCCCGAGGUCUUUUACCGCUACAAGAACGAGUACGGCACCGAAGUGGUGUCGACUGCACGGCCAUCCUUCCCUGUGGAUUAUUUGAUUGUGAAUCUUGGAAAUGGUAGCCCGCAAAGCCCCAACCCAACAUUUGGUCUUGGCAUUAGCACCCCGUUUACCAUCGGCAAUCGCUCGGUUCUUGGCCAGAACGCGGAUGUCGUGGCGUUGAAGAGCUACUUGGCGGCCCAGCCAAGCAAUGCGGCCUUCCUUGCUCUUGUUUCGGAUUUUCACCUGCUUGUUUUCCUGGCCACGUCGUCCGUGUUGAUGCUUUCGAAUUCCCUGCCCGAGCUUUUGCAAGCAAUCAAAAACCGCGACAGUGCAGCUGCCAAUCAGUGGCAACAGUCUCCUCAGUGGCAGACUGUCUUGCAAAUUGCUUCCAGCGUUUCCAGCGCUCCUGGCGCUAUUCGAGGAGGCGCGGCGGGUGUGGCGGAUGCGUGGCAUUGCUCGUUCUGCACAUUGAUCAAUGCCGCUGCAAAGGACUCUUGCGACGCCUGCGGUCUCCCUCGUUCCCAGUGAUUGCCAUUUGCUGCCGUUUCUCGUUGUUGUACAUUACACUUUCCUUGUUCCACACGCAA